AUGACUGAAGAAAAAUUGAACGAUGAGGAAAAACGAGUAAGUCGUUUGAAUGAAUUGUUGGAUAUAAUUAACAAAUCUAAAGAAUAUUUCAAUUCACAAAAUAUUCAUGAUCUAAAUGAUUUAUUUUUUUUACAAACAAUAUUUGAUGAGUUACAUCGAGAUUUUUUUAAAGACUAUAGUCGAUAUCGUUUAUCCAAUUUAGCUGUGUCUGUCUUACAUCCGUAUAUGAAACAAUAUUUAUCAACAUGGGAGCCAUUAUCUACCGAUAACGAUGAAUUAAUUAAAUUAUUUUCAAAAUGGAGAGUAGUACUAGAAGAUAAAAAUAAUGGGACAACAGUGAUACCAUUAUCAUCUAUCCAAAAUUUAGAUCCUUAUCAUCGUUUAUUAUGGGACAUAUGGAUGCCAAAAGUACGACAAUGUAUUCUUAAUUGGAAUCCACGUGAAUCAGAUAAAUUAAUUGAGUUUCUUGAACAUUGGUUACCGUGUAUUCCCUUAUGGAUAUUAGAUAACAUAUUAGAUCAAUUAAUAAUACCACGUUUAGAACGAGAAAUUGAUUUAUGGAAUUCAUUAACGGAUUCAAUUUCAAUUCAUUCAUGGAUACAUCCUUGGUUACCAUUGAUGAAAGAACGUCUUGAAUUAUUAUAUUUACCUAUACAAACAAAAUUAGGCUAUGCAUUAAAACAUUGGCAACCAUCUGAUUCAUCGGCAAAAGAGAUUUUAUUACCAUGGAAAAAUGUAUUUAAACAAAAAAUGUGGGAUGCAUUUAUGAAUAAAUAUAUUAUACCAAAAUUAAUUAUAACCAUGCAACAAUUUGUGAUUGAUCCUAAACAACAAAUAAUUGAACCAUGGAACUGGAUAAUUUCUUGGCAUGAAAUGAUUCCAAUGACGAGUAUGAUUAUUCUAUUGGAACAUAGUUUUUUUCCAAAAUGGUUGAAAGUAUUAAAUGAUUGGUUAAAUACAACAUCAAAUUAUAAUGAAAUUCAAUGUUGGUAUUCUCAAUGGAGAUCUCUUAUACCUUCAACAUUAAUCAGUCAUCCAACAAUCAAAGAAAAAUUAACUGAAGGACUUGAAAUGAUUGAUCGUAGUUUAUCACACUUACCAUCUAGCACAGUACCAACUUCCACUCAACAGUCAAAGUCUGUUGAUAAUCUUGAUUAUGAGACACUGUUAAAUCGUGGUGUGGCCUCAUCAUCAUCACCGAUUAUUCACAGUUUUAAGGAUUUAGUUGAGAAAAAAGCUGGUGAACAUAAUAUUUUAUUUUUACCAGUGAAAAAUCGUUAUUAUGAAGGAAAACAAGUGUAUCACUUUGGUAAUGUGAAGGUUUAUAUUGAUAAAAAAGUUCUAUUUCUAUUGGAAAAUGGUCAGUGGGUACCAACUGCAUUAAAUUCAUUAGCUAAAAAAGCAUGUUGA
Molecule: messenger RNA, 1410 nt
Organism: Didymodactylos carnosus
Lineage: Eukaryota; Metazoa; Rotifera; Eurotatoria; Philodinida; Philodinidae
Source: the annotation of a GenBank genome assembly